Molecule: messenger RNA, 447 nt
Organism: Caenorhabditis remanei
Lineage: Eukaryota; Metazoa; Nematoda; Chromadorea; Rhabditida; Rhabditidae
Exons: 2
Coding region: 1-447 (148 amino acids)
Source: RefSeq, a predicted model, not a curated record
AUGGCAGAUGGGGGAUACGAAGUGAUGGGCCCGGCGCACGGUCCGCUCGCGCCGGCACCUGUCGGACCACCGGUUCCUAAGGGACAAAAAAUUACUGUAGCGCCGCCGAGUGCUCCGCCGCUGCCGCCAACCAUCAUAAAUCCGAAACGAUCGGAGAAGGAGGCGGACUCGACGUUGAUGAGCUCGUUGGAUCCGAAGACAUCGCGGACGAGUGUGUUGAGUUCGACAAUGGGCGAUACGAGUCGCCUAGAAAGUGUCGACAGCGGUGCCGUCGCAGUGACUCAACGUCCAUCGUCCCUCGACAUUGCUUGCUUCUCCACAGUCAUCUUCAUCACAAUUCUCGUCAUCUCCACCGCCAUCCCAGUCAUUUUGACCGGUACCGGCUCGGCGGAUAUCGAGUAUUUCAAGACGAAACUAUCUCAACUGGAAACCGAUGAUUAUGGCUGA